This is a messenger RNA of Penicillium canariense, 1350 nucleotides long. RefSeq names its product putative homogentisate 1,2-dioxygenase (HmgA) (gene hmgA). The transcript is spliced from 4 exons. The record is from RefSeq and is a predicted model, not a curated record. Bases 1 to 1350 code for a protein of 449 amino acids. Gene Ontology annotation, cellular component: cytoplasm. Gene Ontology annotation, molecular function: homogentisate 1,2-dioxygenase activity. NCBI's taxonomy places the organism in Eukaryota, Fungi, Ascomycota, Eurotiomycetes, Eurotiales, Aspergillaceae. Gene Ontology annotation, biological process: L-phenylalanine catabolic process.
AUGCCCGUCACCAACUUCUCUCACCCCGAUCCUUAUACUUACCAGACCGGCUUCGACUCCUACCACGAGUCCGAAGCCAUCCAGGGAGCUCUCCCGAUCGGCCAGAACUCGCCGCAGAAGGCUCCCUAUGGCCUCUACGCCGAGAAGCUGUCCGGUACGGCCUUCACUGCACCCCGCCAUGAGAACAAGCAGACGUGGGUCUACCGCAUCCUGCCCGCCGCGGCCCACGAGCAGUUCAUCGCGGAAGAUGCCGAUUCCUAUCACACUCGCAUGACCACCGAAACCCACAAGCUGCAUCACAUCCCCAAUCAGCUGCGGUGGAACCCCUUCGACUUGGACGAGAAGGUGGAUUGGGUCCAUGGCCUGCACCUGGUGGCUGGCUCGGGAGACCCCACCCUGAAGCAGGGCCUCGGGAUCCUGCUCUACGCGGCCGGCAAAGACAUGGGCAAGGAAGCCUUCUACUCCGCCGACGGAGACUUCCUGAUUGUGCCUCAGCAUGGAGUUCUGGACAUUCAGACUGAGCUGGGUCGCAUUAUCUUGCGCCCGAAUGAGAUUGCCGUCAUCCCCCGUGGUGUUCGAUACCGUGUGACUCUCCCGGACGGUCCAGUACGAGGCUACAUUUGCGAGCUGUACCAAGGCCACUACCAGCUGCCCGAGUUGGGUCCCAUUGGAUCCAACUGCUUGGCUAACGUUCGGGAUUUCCAAGCUCCCGUCGCUGCUUUUGACGACGAGGAGGAGCCCACCGAGUACAAGCUGUUCAGCAAGUUCAACAACACCCUAUUCUCGGCCCUCCAGGAUCACACCCCUUUCGACGUCGUCGCCUGGCAUGGCAACUACUAUCCAUACAAGUACGAUUUGGGCCGCUUCAACACCAUUGGGUCUGUUUCAUAUGAUCACCCCGACCCCUCCAUCUACACCGUCCUGACCGGUCCCUCGGAUCACGUUGGCACUGCCAUUGCCGACUUUGUUAUUUUCCCUCCUCGCUGGCUGGUUGCCGAGGACACCUUCCGGCCUCCGUGGUACCACCGCAACACCAUGUCUGAGUUCAUGGGCCUGAUCUGUGGUGGCUACGACGCGAAGACCGGAGGUGGCUUCCAGCCCGCCGGUGCCAGUUUGCACAACGUGAUGAGUGCUCACGGUCCGGACUCGAAUGCCUUCGAGGGUGCUAGCAAUGCUCAGUUAAAGCCCAGCAAGGUUGGCGAGGGCAGCAUGGCAUUUAUGUUUGAGAGUUCUCUCAUGGUUGGUGUCUCGGAAUGGGGACUGAAGACCUGCGAGAAGGUACAAGAGGAGUACAACCGCCACAGCUGGGAGCCUCUGAAGCGCCACUUCAAGAACCCCAAUAAGGUGUAG